Gadus chalcogrammus (walleye pollock) is the source of this 4461-nucleotide messenger RNA. RefSeq names its product mucolipin TRP cation channel 1a (gene mcoln1a). The transcript is spliced from 14 exons. The coding region runs from base 264 to 2021 and encodes 585 amino acids. The record is from RefSeq and is a predicted model, not a curated record. Gene Ontology annotation, cellular component: plasma membrane; lysosomal membrane. Lineage: Eukaryota; Metazoa; Chordata; Actinopteri; Gadiformes; Gadidae. Gene Ontology annotation, molecular function: NAADP-sensitive calcium-release channel activity.
GUCAUGUGGUUUACGUCACAUGAUCUUGAGGGAAGCGCUUCGGCCAGCGGCAACAACACUGCCGAGCUACUCCCGCUGCCUCAUGUAUAUUCCCGAAAACUGUCACCUAUUUAUUAUAUAUUAUACGUCCCUUCAGGUUAUACAUCAAUGACCGAACCAAGUGGUAGUCGUCAACGGUUCACUGACGGGAAAUACGGGGCCAAAAUACGGGCCAGUGUAGUUAUUUUGGCGCUGUUAAACUUCUUCUGAACACGUCUAAAGUCAUGGCUGCAAGUGGGAACCACGAUGAUUCAGAGAGGAAUGGAGGGUCGCCCUCCACCCCUCAGUACGGGGGCGACGCCAUCGGCGACCACUGUCACCACGGGAACAGCCAUGGCCUCCACGGGUUACUCGGGGACCCGGUGGGACACUGGGUGGCGGCGGACCCAGAAGAGGAAGCCCUGCGCAGGGACCUCAAGUACUUCUUCAUGAGCCCGUGUGACAAGUACCACGCCAAGGGCCGCAAGCCCAUCAAGUUAGGGCUCCAGCUGCUCAAGAUCAUCAUCGUCACCGUGCAGCUGGUGCUGUUUGGCUUGAGUAACCAGGUGGUGGUGAGCUUCAAGGAGGAGAACACCAUGACCUUCAAGGAGCUCUUCCUCAAGGAAUACGACGAAGGCUCCAGCGACUUGGCCGUCUACACCCAGGGCGACCUCUACGACCACAUCUCCUACACCAUCGAAAAGUACCUGGACCUGGCCAACACCACGGUGGGGCGCUACGCCUACGUGUACGGCGUGGGGGUGAACGACAGCGCCCUGUCCCUCUGCCAGCAGUACUACAAGAAGGGCAGCAUCGACCCGGCCAACGACACCUUCACCAUCGACCCCCACGUCAUCACAGACUGUGUUGGGGUGAAUCCAAUGUCUGCCCCCAUUGGUCCUGGUUCUUUGAAAAACGACUACAAGAACUUCAUUCUCAAGUUUCACAAGCUCAUUAAUGUGACCAUAGAGUUUCAGCUAAAGGCCAUCAAUAUACAGACCAUCAUCAACAAUGAGAUACCUGACUGUUACACGUUUUACAUAACCAUAGUCCUGGACAACAAGGCCCACAGCGGCAAGGUCCAGAUCAGGCUGGAAAACCGGGCAGUCAUCAAGGAGUGCAAAUUCCCAAGCGUCUCGGGACAGGUGGAGAACUAUGCCCGCCUGUCCUUCGACGUGUCCGUGGUGCUGGUGUGCUUGCUGUCCCUGGUGCUGUGUGGAAGAUCCAUACUGCGGGGGAUCGUGCUGCAAAAUGAGUUCGUGGCGUUCUUCAAGAACAAUCUCAGCCGCAAGGUGUGCUGGGCCGACCGCAUGGAGUUCAUCAACGGCUGGUACAUCCUCCUCAUCGUCAGCGACUUUUUCACCAUCAUAGGCAGCUUCAUCAAGAUAGGCAUCGAAUCAAAGAACAUUUCCUCCUAUGACUUGUGUGGCAUCCUACUGGGGACCUCUACGCUCCUUGUGUGGGUCGGAGUCAUCCGCUAUCUCACCUUCUUCCAGAAGUACAAUAUCCUGAUAUUGACGCUGCGGGUGGCGUUCCCCAACGUGAUCCGGUUCUGUUGCUGCGUGGCAGUGAUCUACCUUGGCUACUGCUUCUGCGGCUGGAUCGUCUUGGGACCCUACCACGUGAAGUUCCGGACUCUGUCCAGUGUGUCCGAGUGUCUGUUCUCGCUCAUCAACGGCGACGACAUGUUCGUGACCUUCUCCGGCCUGGAGGGCAGCAGCACGCUGGUGUGGGUCUUCAGCCAGGUCUACCUCUACACCUUCAUCUCCCUCUUCAUCUACAUGGUGCUGUCGCUCUUCAUCGCCCUUAUCACCGGGGCGUACGAGACCAUCAAGCAUCAAGUCCAGGAGCCCAUGCACAUCACGGACCUCCAGGCCUUCAUCGCCGAGUGCACCGACAUGCCCAACUCCGGCAAGUUCCGUGGUGUGGAGACCUCGCCCUGCUCAAUCUUCUGCUGCUGCGACAGAGCGACGACCUAUGACGACGUCCUCCUGGUCAACUGAAGAGGACCGUUGCAGCCUCACUAGUGCCUCACUGGUGCACCCUGCUGGCCACCGUACCGAACUGCACACAGCACUACUUCUAGCCCAAACUGUCCUCUUACAUCUUCCCGGGCUGGUUGCUGUAAAACCAUCACCUCCACUCACCUGAAUCGGUUAACGUCAGUGAUGUCAAAAAAGGACCCGGGUUACCAUUGAGGAGGAAUGUGCUCUUGGAAGUGAACUCCAGACCAUAAUGAUUCGCAUUCUGUGUGAAUAUGGAUCCAGAUUUUUUAAUGAGGCCUUUGACUUUGGAGUGGAAAUUCUGCUUCUAGGACAUCCUAUAUACUAUAGUAUGGUGGCCCCAGAGGAACACGUGCACACUUUUUAUUCACACGGUCCAUGUUUUUUUCUUGUGUACUUUGUAGUGUUACUUUUCCAUGUUUUUAUUUGUAGUACUGCACAGCGCUACCAUCGCACAAAAAUACUUUUAGCAGGUUUGUUUUAAGAAACAAGAGACUCUACUUGAGAAGGUUAAAGUAGUAUAUGGUGCCAUACUAAUUUCUAUAGUCGAUUUAGAUGUUCACUAUCUCACUUUAUUGGUUCAUGCAUUCAGUCGGACCAGAUGACAAAGCAGUAGCCUACCAGACACCAUAUGCUCUCUGCUCUACUCUGCUCUACUUUACUCUGUCCUGUGUUUUAUCUUUUAGCAGUCAUGCACUUCAAUAUCCAUAUUUAAAGGGGAGGUGUGUAGAAUUGAGUGGCAUCCUAUGGAACAUACAUGGAAGAAAUGGUUUAUAACAUCCAAAUGUAUGUUUUAAUUAGUGUAUGCUCUAAUGAAAAUAUGAAUCGUUGUGUUUUUGCUUCCCUUUAUAAUGUGCCCUAUCAUAUAUACAUGGGAUGUGGGUCCUCUUCCACUGAGCUAGACACGUUGCACCUCCAUGUUUCUACAGUAGCCCAGAAAGGACAAAGCCAUGUUUUUAAAGUUUUAAUCAUACAUCUUACAUGUAAGCUAUGAUCUGUAGAUUUACAGACUAAAUAACUAAAUACAAAUAACAAAUCGAUCAAGAAAUGGCUUGGCUAUGUGAUGUCGUGGAUGAUGUCAUCAUUUUGGAAGUAGCUCCUGGCUCUUGACAGGCCAGUACCGGCCACUGUGGCCUCUCCUACUUACUGAUGAAGUGUGAGGUGUGGGGGGCUGGGUAUUCAGUUGGUUUCAGCCUCAGCAUGCUCUCCGCAAGAUUCCACUAGAUCCUUAACACAGCAACUUAACUGCCAAAUAUAGUACAGAUCAUUGCAGAUAAUAGGAGCCCAAAACUCAAACGUAUAGAAAAGGAUAGGGAUGUGGUGAACCUCAAAUUGCGGAUUGACAAUCAGAAUAAUGGCACAAACGGUCAGCAAAAAUGUGUUGGAGUCUCCACACAGAACAGCACUGUUUAUCAGUGUCUUUAACGCUGCUUUGUCUUGUGAGCAAAGCUCUUAGAUUAGUGAUGGAACAUAACAAGGUUUUUAUUUAAUCAAUGUAUUUUGUUUUCUACUGGAUCCAAUAGGUUUAAUGAAUCUAUUUAUAGUUGUGUUGCAUUAUUUUUACAAACAAAACCUUACCUGUGUAUAGCAUCAGCUGUCAUCUUGUCUCUUACUUGCAUAACCUACUUUUAUGAUCAAAGUUGGUUGUAGUAGGCUGUUUUAUGUCUGGAUGCAUUCUUAGAUGACUGGCUUUUUACUGCCUCGGAACGGUACCCAUGGGAACCUGAGGGAGAUGUGAUUUGUCCGAGCAUGGAUUGACUCUCAGACGGCUGAGUUUGAGGACAGGAGCGUAGAGAGUGAGAAGGAUGCAGAAUUACUCCCCUGCUGUCUCCUGGCUCCCUCAUGCUUUGUCCUUGGUCAUUCACAACCGCUCGGAAUCUCUUGUUCAUUCUCAUAAUGAUGUCUUGCUUGAAAUGUAGGCUAGAGCUAUAGGCCUAGGAUAGUAUAGGUUAAUAUAAAAAAGCAUUAAUAUAUAUAUAUUAUAUAUAUAUAUAUCCCAAUUACUUUGAAUUGCGAACAACAAAGAUUUGGGAAUAAGGACGUCUUCGUCUAUAAUGAUAUGAAUUUGAAGUAUUUAUAACAAUCAGUUUGGAAUAAAACGUUGGGAAUUAUUUUGUUCUUCAUUUCAACUAGUUGUUAUAAUGGCUAUCUCAGAUCUAUUGACAUGAUAGUCUUGAUAUUCUAUAAAUAUGUUUCCACCCUUGAGGCCCACACAGACCCUCUCCUGACUCAAUAUCAGUGAACACAUUUGGCAUUAUGGUUAUUAUUGUUUAACAUUUGCUCGUUCCCCAUCUGUGCCUUUUCAUCUUAUUGUGCGAUUUCAUAGCAACCAGAGAGGUUCUGUUUACCUUUUUGUGGUUCUUUUUUAUGUUGUACGUAUGUGACACACUGUAAAAACAAAUAAAAAAUAAUUUUUAAUUAGCAUUUGUAUUCAUUCUAC